UAGUAAUUAGAUUAUCGACCAAUAUUUAUUUUACAAAUUUUACAAUAUGAAAUUAACACAAAUAUAAUUUCAUGAGCUAUCUACUACAUAAUUACUAACUGCUAUCGUGAUUUGCAGUAUAGAAUGAUAUAAAUAGCAAGGACCCAGAUUACAUGGACGGACAAUAAUAAACAUGAAAAUAAUUGGUUAGUUCUUACGUUCAGAGUAAAAAUUUGCGUAUAUCAUUACGUCAUGGCCGUGUACUACGUCGAGAAUACCGGCUGGUUCGCCACAUAUUUGCAAUUAAGCGGUAACGAGCGCGACAGUACGAAUGAUUCACUACGAGCUUAAUUGUUGGUUCACUAAGUGCCUACAUAAUUGCGAAUAGACGUAGCCGCGAGGAUUCGCCUUCGCCGGGCGUUGACUUAUCUGAUAGGAAUCCGGUAAAGUGAGUAAUAGAUGAAAUGAUCGAGAGCGUCUCGCGGCGUGCCUUCAGUAGUUCAAGUGGCACUUACAACGUGCGUGCUUCCGAGCUCGCAAGAGAACGGAAGCUCAAUAUUUUCAAUGUCACUGUGCAGUUUUUGGACGAGACCCAGCAUUCGUUUCAAAUCGAGAAAAAAGCCAAAGGAAGUGUCCUGUUAGAGCAAGUCUUUCUCCACCUGGAAUUGGUUGAAAAAGACUACUUUGGUUUACAGUUCACUGAGAAUGGUGCCGCACCGAAUGCCACAAAUACUGAGAUAACGCGUUGGCUGGACAGCAGUAAGUCUGUGAAGAAACAAGUGGGAACUAAUGCACAAUUCUGGCUCGCUGUACGCUACUACCCUCCUGAACCAUCCAGACUAGCAGAAGAGUAUACUCGUUAUCUUCUCUGUUUACAAAUUAGAAAGUUAUUACUGGACGGAAGAAUGGCCGCCCCAAAGAACACCAUGCUAUUGUUAGCAUCAUUUACAGUGCAAGCGGAAAUUGGCGACUACAACGUAUCAGAGCACCCACCAAAUUACCUAUCAGAAAUGUGCCUACUAGUGAAGCAGAGUUCCGAAGACGAGCGUAAAAUACGGGAACUCCACAAACUGCAUAAAGGGCAAGCCCCUGCCGAUGCCGAGGCUAACUUCUUGGAGCAUGCUAAACGCCUCGAUUAUUAUGGUGUUGAAUCACAUCCGGCUAAGGAUUACCACGGUAAGGACAUACUUAUUGGCGUAACGUCAAUAGGCAUUGUAGUCAUCCAGAACAACAUAAGAGUGAACACAUUCUCUUGGAAUAAGAUCGUCAAGAUCUCAUUCAAGAAGAAGCAGUUCUCCAUACAGUUGAAAAGAGAACCAUCCGAGUCCUACGACACGUUGCUAGGGUUCAAUAUGCGUUCGGCCCGCGCCGCUAAAGCCCUGUGGCGGUGCAGCGUGGAGCGGCACGGGUUCUUCCGGCUGCGGGCCCCGCGGCGCCGCCCGCUGCUGGGCGCCCUGGGGGCUCUCGCCGGCCUCGCCGCGCCCACCGUGCCGCGCACGGAGACACAAGCGCUCGAAGACGCCCGCAGGUCACGAUCAUCCAACAGGAGUUUUGUUAGACGCAGCAGUUCACGCAACCGCGAGCGGUCAGCAGGCACGUGCGCACCAAGUGCCGUCGCCGUCACCGGCGCUGGUAUGAAUGGUGGUGGUACAGCCUCACCGGGCGGUCCCAUGUCACUGCGAAGCGCUCGAGUCACCGGACACGGCGAGCCUCCGCCGCGGGCGGCCUGGACCGACGAGCCCGCCCACAACGACGAUGAAGACGACGGCGGAUUCCUCGAACGCGCGCUCCGCGUCCCGCUCUCGUACGUGGACGAGUCGGAGUCGUCGGAGGGCGAGGGCGGGGUGGGGGGCGGCGCGGGGGGAGCGGUCGAGGAGGCGGAGGAGGAGUGCGAGGGCGGGCGGACGCGCGUGCGGCUGCGGGCCGGCACCGACGGACGGUUCGGGUUCAACGUGCGCGGCGGCGGCGGCGCGCCCGUGCUCGUCUCCAGGGUGGCGCCGCGCCGCGCGCAGCUGCAGGAGGGGGACCAGGUAAUAUCAAUAAACGGGACUGAUGUGGACGAUUUGACGCACGAGCAAGUUGUCCAACUCAUCAGGAACACGAGAGGCAUCCUCACAUUAGUUGUUAAACCGAAUGCGGUGUACGAGCCCGAAGAUGGUGGUCCAGAGGAGCCUGCCGUGUGCUUCGUGCCUCUCGCCGCUGACUCAGCACAACUUGAAGGCGACGCGUUACAACAGUCUAUGCUAUUACUAGGUGAUGGUUUGGCCAGUGGAGCUGCGUUGAAACAAUACGAAACAUUACUACGGCGGCUGCCCGAGGAGCCAUCCCUUAUGUCUAAAUUGCCGCACAAUCUCAACAAAAACAGAUAUAGAGAUAUAGCGCCGUAUGAUUCAACCCGCGUGAUCUUGCAAAACGGACCGACCGGCGACUAUAUCAAUGCUUCGUAUAUAAACAUGGAGAUACCUAACUCAGAUCUCGUAACUCAGAAUAUACAUUAUUUAAAUUAUUAACGUACUCAAGGUCCACUAGCAUCAACAGUUGGCGACUUCUGGCAAAUGGUGUGGGAGAGUGAGAGCAGCCUCAUAGUAAUGUUGACAGUGUUGGCCGAGAGAGGGCGCGCCAAGUGUCACCAAUAUUGGCCCAAAGUUGGCACCUCGUUAAAAGCAACCAACUCGCUCACAGUGCAUACAAAUACUGAACAUAAUUUAGGACAUUAUACGAGAAGAGAAAUGUCUCUAAAGGAGGCGGGCGGAGGCAGUCGAGCGGUGACGCAGCUGCAGUACACCGCGUGGCCGGACCACGGGGUGCCCGACGAUGCUGCCGCUUUCAUCGCCUUCACCGCCCUCUGUGCGCAUCUGAGGACGCAUCGAGCUGUAAUACCAACAGUGGUUGAAGACUCCAACGGCGAAGAGGAGAGACUGCUAGAUCCACCGAUGAUCGUGCACUGCUCAGCCGGAGUGGGGAGAACCGGGGCGCUGAUACUAGCGGAGACGGCCAUCGAGUUACUGUCGCGGCGACAGCCUUUGUAUCCACUUGAUUUAGUCCGCGCCAUGAGAACCCAGAGGCCUAUGUGCAUACAGAAUGCGGGUCAAUAUAAGUUUGUAUGUGAAAGUAUACAGGCUGCAUACGCGCGGGGUCUAACUAAAGCGCCUUCAGAGAAUGAUUCCGACUGAUCUCAUCUUCAUGGGUCUUGCCAAGUUUUCAAUUUUACAUAUUGGCCACAUGGAAGCCGGUGACCAAAGUGAAUUAAAAAAAAGAAGUUUCGCAACCAAGUGAAUUUGAAAAAAGAAUACUUUAUUCUUAUUUUAAAAUUUGAUUUGAAAAUUAAGUUGAAGUAGAAGAUGUAUUUUGUUGUACUAGCAUUUUUGAUAGGUUUUAUUAUUCAUCGAACAGGAGGCUUAUUCUCGAAUAAUUGACUCCAAAACAUAUCAUAAUAUAUUAAUGUUACACUUAUGUUCAAUUAUUUAUUUUAGAUGUAGUAUUAGAUUUAGUGUUCUGUGAUUAUUUUUAUAAGUUCUAUGUAGUGUGUAAUAGUGAAAUCUUGCCUUUCUAACGAAUUUAAUAACCAAUUUUACUUAAUAACAAUGUAAUUUCGUAACUAUCUAACUAUAUACCCUUAUUUCUUAAUCUGUGCCAUCUAUAUGUUAAAAAAAUGUACAUUUAUUAAGAUAUGUAUAUGAUUCAUUCAAUAGUUGAUUUAUAUAAUUUUGUAACUCGUAAUGUAAAUGAUAGGUUUAUAUAAUUUUCAAAUAUCUAUAUAUCAAUUUGAAGUAAUACAAAUGAAGUGUUCUUUACGGAUAAGAAUGUGGGACCCAAUAGCUAGCGUGUAGUCGUCGCUAGCGUAAUACGUAACAUGUAGUUAUAAGAAAAGUCCACGUGCGUGGAUUAUACGAAUAUUAGUACUUUGUCACAAUUACAAUAUUUAUAAUUCCAAACAUUCUUAAAUGAUUAUUUAAUAAGGUCAUUGUGACAAGGUACACAGUGAAACAUAUGUUAUACUCACAACAUUGAAGGUCACACAUAUAUUUUUUUACAGCAAAGUAACUCAGGUACGAAUAUCAAAUAUUGUUAUCACGAUUUAUACCUUUCGAAUAUUUA
This is a messenger RNA of Achroia grisella, 4077 nucleotides long. RefSeq names its product tyrosine-protein phosphatase non-receptor type 4 (gene Ptpmeg). The record is from RefSeq and is a predicted model, not a curated record. Gene Ontology annotation, biological process: protein dephosphorylation. The transcript is spliced from 16 exons. Gene Ontology annotation, cellular component: cytoskeleton. Lineage: Eukaryota; Metazoa; Arthropoda; Insecta; Lepidoptera; Pyralidae. Gene Ontology annotation, molecular function: protein tyrosine phosphatase activity; protein binding.